UGAAAGCUUUAAGUUAUGCUUCGUUAGAUAAAGAAGAUUUGUUAAGUCCUAUUAACCAAAACACACUUCAGCGUUCCUCUUCUGUUCGCUCCAUGGUUUCUAAUGCUACAUAUGGUAGCUCUGAUGAUUACAUUGGCCUUGCUCUCCCUGUGGAUAUCAAUGAAAUAUUUCAGGUAAAGGAGACUCCGUAUUUCCAGAAGAAAACCACACCUCCAUUUGAUGACCGUGGAGCUAGGAUCUUUGCACCUGACGCAGGAGGUCUUCAAUCAGGUACAAGUGAUGUUGUCAAAAGCCCUUUUCAGAUGCUCCGACAGCAGAUCAGUCUGACAGAAAUAAUGAAUACCAGCCGUUCAGAUGCCUCUCAGUUUUUGGAAAAUACAGAGGAUACAGGGCUACAGGAGCACACGGAUGAGAACUGCCUGUACUGUGUCUGCAUUCAGAUACUGGGUUAUCAGCCUAACAACAAAGUGAACUCUUCAUAUAGUCGUACAGAUUUUUCAGACAUUCCAUAUACUGACUGGUGUGGGCAGACCAUACACAAUCACUUAGAUGUGCAUUCCUCCAAAUUUUCUGGAAUUUCAGGCUGUAGUGAUGCAGUAUCCCAUGGCUCAGCUAGCAGCACCAAGAGUACAGAGCUUGUACUAGGAGUAAAAUCAAUCCCAGACGAUACACCAGUGUGCAGAAUACUUCUGCGGAAAGAAGUCUUACGUUUAGUAAUCAAUUUGAGUAGUUCAGUAGGAACUAAGGGCCAUGAAACUGGACUCCUGACAAUUAAGGAGAAGUAUCCCCAAGCAUUUGAUGACAUAUGCCUUUACUCUGAGGUAUCCUACUUGUUAGCGCAUUGUACAUUUCGACUUCCAUCUCGAAGGUUCAUUCAGGAGCUAUUUCAAGAUGUACAGUUCUUACAAAUGCAUGAAGAAGCAGAGGCUAUUUUAGCAACACCAACAAAACAGCCAGCAAUUGAUAUAUCAGCUGAAUCCUGACCUCUGUCUCAUGCACUGCAUUGCAUAUAGACUUUCUGAAACCCUCAGACAACCUCCAACUGACUGGAUAAAAAGCUUGGAGCAACAUCUUCUAGACUGUUCCAGAAGCUACUGGUACCUGAAGACUGAACUGAAAACUUCUUCCUCAACCAAUUACUGCCCCAGUCUUUUGAGCCUUUUGGGGAGUUAUUAAACAUUACCAUAGUUUUAAUAAUAGUAAUUACCAGUAUAUGCAAGAGCCAAGCACUGAACACAAGUUUUCAUUUCAUUUUCUACCAUAAAUUAAAAACAAUAGGACAACAUGCAGAGACAUCUGUUUUUUGACUGACUUCCGAUUCUGUUCCAGAGAAGCAGAAUGAUGCCUUGCUUUUAACCCGUGAAUACCAGGAAUCGGAGAGAUGAGGGUGCAUUCCAUUGCCAGCAAUGGGGAGCCGUGCUGUAAUUGUGGGCACCAGGGGAUUAAUGUUAGCCCUUCUCUGUUGGUUUUUGUACUGUUUAUAACACUACUUGGGGGUUUGUAACUUCAGAUAGAAAGAAAAGCCUCUGUGAAUCUGAGGUUUCCUUUAAGUUAUUUUAAUAUUGCUGUAGUUCAAAGUCAUUUUAUUAGCAGUCUCUCCAGAUUCAUUACAUUUACGUACAUUUAUCU
Molecule: messenger RNA, 1629 nt
Organism: Pterocles gutturalis (yellow-throated sandgrouse)
Lineage: Eukaryota; Metazoa; Chordata; Aves; Pterocliformes; Pteroclidae
Product: rapamycin-insensitive companion of mTOR-like
Exons: 7
Coding region: 93-983 (296 amino acids)
Biological process (GO): TORC2 signaling; positive regulation of phosphatidylinositol 3-kinase/protein kinase B signal transduction
Cellular component (GO): TORC2 complex
Molecular function (GO): protein serine/threonine kinase activator activity
Source: RefSeq, a predicted model, not a curated record